Molecule: messenger RNA, 1985 nt
Organism: Clarias gariepinus (North African catfish)
Lineage: Eukaryota; Metazoa; Chordata; Actinopteri; Siluriformes; Clariidae
Exons: 10
Coding region: 262-1542 (426 amino acids)
Source: RefSeq, a predicted model, not a curated record
UUAUUUUAGAAUUCCAAAUGAAUAUUUAAAGCAAUACUAAACGUCUUAAUUGUUCAUUUAUAAAAUAAAAGAAACAUCAAAGCGGACAUCACGUCUCCGAAAAAGGAGGUUCCCACAGACCCCACCUAUUUCCUCCGGCCAAUCCCGAGGUUUUUGCUGGUAUGCUAAGGAUUGUUUGCAGUUAAGCGGACGGACGGGUUUUUCAGUGAAAGGAGAUUUCCCCUCGACAGGGCUCAACAGUCCUCAUUUAUAUCCUAGAAAAUGCAAGCCUUUUGGAUUCUGCUCGUGGCCGUUCAUGUUACAUACUCCUAUGCUGCUAUUACUUCAGCUAAAACACAUCAUGAGCAACUGAUGUAUGGUGAAAGGCUAAGUAUCAAGCUGCCAGUUGGGGCUGAAAAAUUGCAGUUUACCUCUCCAGAUGAAACAAAACAGGAUGUCUUGUGGUCCAGGCUUUCUUCGCCCAAAAGGGGAGUAGUAACAGGAAGAGAUGAUGACAGAAAAUUUAUAAUUUAUUCUGUCACAUUUGAUGAUCAAGGAAUCUACACCGUGGUGAACUUCUGGGGAAAAAAGUUAGCUGAUUAUUUGGUGAAAGUUGUGACUAAAAGGAGUUCCCAGGAUUGUGUGGCUGGUGAAACUUUUAAAAUUACCCUGGGUGAUCUUAGGAGGAAUGACGCCACACUACAUUUUUCAAACGAAGAUUUCAACCUGACUCUGGUGAAGCAUGGAUCACCUGUGGGCAACUCGCACCCUGACUACUUGGGUCGGAUCCGGGUCACUGAUUACAACAUUGAGGUGCUCAACGUCAAUGUAUCAGAUGUGGGCAACUACACGCUCACAGAUCGUCUGAAUCGCACAGCAAACCUCAUCUUUAUGAACUUGGUUGAUAAACAUCCAGGGAUUGGUGCAGGUCCUUUGGCAGCCCUUCUGCUGUUGUUUGGUAUACCACCCUGCAUUUGCUGCUGCUGUAGAAAGAGAAUUUGUAAAAAGAGCGGCCAAACCACUACCGCAAACACCACCACUGUGAAGUUGGACGGCCAAGUGAUUCCUCCUGGGCCUCCACCAGCCUACGUCAGCCUACCAGCAAACCCCACGCCGGGCUAUACUCCUGGUUACCCCACUGUAGGGGAGAAUAUUGUUCACCCUCCUCCUAAUCCUACAUUUCCUCCUCAACCUCAACCACCCUACAGUGGAUAUCCUGCAGCAUCACCUACUAUUCUCCCUAACCCUGCCUUUGAUCCCAAUCACAGCAACCAGAAUCCCCUUUACCCUCCUGUAUCUGGCUUUGAUCCAGCUCAGCCACCUCAGUGGAGUGGUGCUCCCUACAACCAACCUGGUCCCGCUGGUUUUUCUCCAGUUGUGUAUAAUGCUCCCUCUGGCCCUCAGCCAGUAAACGCAGAAGUAAAUCCUACAACUCCACUCCUCACACCUCCACAGCCUCAGAAUCCAGCCCAGUACACUGGUCCAGAUGUACUUAAAUCCUCUGACUCCAAUAUUCAGUUCAACAUCAAUAAGGCAACUGAUACAAGUGCCAACUUCCUGUAAUUUCUGCUCCCUCCCUACAAAAAACAUGCACUUGUUCAGUAUACUGAUGCAUAGGAUAUACAAUAAGGUAGACUGGAAACUCAAAUUUUACUUAGGCCUUACUAGUAUGUAGGUGUUUUUAGCUAAUGUAUUAUGUUUAUACAAUUUGAGUACAUGAAUUUUUUUUUUAAUGUUUGUUUUUUAGGCAAGAAAUUUUUCAAAUACGUUUUUUUUUUUUAAUCCAUCAGUGGAUUUUUUUUUAACCUUUACAUGAUUAAUUAAAAAAAAGAAAAUCGUUGUGAAUUUGUGAUACUGAGUGAAAUUCUUUACACAGACAUUGUGAUUGAAUGCUACAUAUGUCAACAUUUAAAUAUAUAGUCGAAUGUACUUAGAAACACAGACUGCAUGAAAAUAAGGCAUUGCUAUAAAAACAAGCCUAUUAAAAUGUGUACUUAUUAUCAUCA